Messenger RNA from Tetrapisispora phaffii CBS 4417, 2109 nucleotides. RefSeq names its product Mfg1p (gene MFG1). Gene Ontology annotation, cellular component: cytoplasm. Bases 1 to 2109 code for a protein of 702 amino acids. The record is from RefSeq and is a predicted model, not a curated record. Lineage: Eukaryota; Fungi; Ascomycota; Saccharomycetes; Saccharomycetales; Saccharomycetaceae. The transcript has a single exon.
AUGGCAGGGCGAAUGUACAAUAACAGUAGUCCUGCGAAGACCCCAGCUGGUAAUAAUGGAACUCCUAACGAUUCAGGAAACAUGGGGAAUCAAGAUCAGAUGCAUGGUUUUGAUAGGAACAGGAAUCAAAGCACUGGGCCCAUGAAGCAGAAUAUGAAUCUGAACCAAAUGCAGCAACGGCAACAGUUUGUGAACUAUUUCAAAAGCAUGCAAAAUAUGAUGAUGAAUCAACAGCUUCCCGCAGGGGUUAUGAACAAUAAUAUGGCAGGGCAAGUACCUCCACAACAACAACAACCCACCUUAGACACCGCAGGAACUCCUUCAAACAUGCCACCAAAUAUGCAAGCUGCACAACACCAAUAUUUACAACAAAGACAAACACAAAUGGAGCAGGCUCUUAACACACAGUUUAAAGAAAAGGCUAAAUUUAUGAUGGCGAGACAGCAACAGCAGCAGCAGCAGCAGCAACAACAACAACAACAACAACAACAAUCGCAGCAACAGCAGUUGCAGUUACAGCUACAGUUACAGCUACAGCAACAACAGCAACAGCAACAGCAACAGCAACAACAGCAACAGCAACAGCAACAGCAACAGCAACAGCAACAACAGCCAAAACAAUUAUCGAUAAAGAAGAAAGACUCAAUUAACCAAAAUAAUGCAAGGUUUUCUCGUCCAACUACACCAGUGUCUUAUGUACCGGUCUCUUAUAAUAUAAAUCAAAAUAUGAAUAUAAAUGCCAACAUGAAUAGUAGAAUACCUAAUGUAAUUCCCGUGGAUAAGGUACCGAUUGAAAAGAAUAUACCAAAUAAUAUAGAGCAGUCGUCGCCAUCAUUGCCUCAAGUAAUGACUUUGAAUUCUACUGUAAAUUCUAAUAAGUCAUACAUAGAUCCGACAAGUCAAAUUAAUUUAAACAACACAAGUGAUUUGGGAGGACAACAAACCUUGUCUUAUCCUAUCAGAAAGUAUAUUGCUAAUAUAGCUUCUAUGAAAGUGUAUGCAUUUUUUGAUGCAAUUAACUCUUCUUCUAAUCAUUCUGAUGUUCUUUCAUAUUGGAAAGAUAAGGUUCAAAAAUUCUUUUCAGCCAACAGUACUAUAAAAUUCAUCAAUAAACACAAAGAAAUAGCCCACCAAGUUUCAUUAAGCUCCUCGUUGUUUCCGCUGUAUAACGUCAUGUUAAGUAAUUGUGAUAUUGUUAGGGUGGAAGUUACAACAACACAAUUGAGAACGCAAGUUUUGAGCAAUGGAAAUAUAUAUUUCAACUGCCCUCACUUAUAUAUUACUCAUCAUUAUUUAGACGGCAGUUAUGUUAUGCAUUUGGCUCAAUUAAAGGGCCUAUUUGACCCUUCUUUUAAGUUUGAUUGGAUUGAAAUCUCUUAUCAUAAUUUUGUUCCCGGGAUAGAGUGGAAUUCGUUAGAGAGAUUAAUCAAUGAUCCUAAAGCCGCCAGUAAGGUAUUUGGAUCCAUGAAAUUCGCAGACACGAAAAAAGAAGAAUUGCGUACCGACGGACCUGUAGAUUCGAAGCCUGUGAAUAUUGAAACAAUCCAGAAUUUAAGAUCGAGCUUCAUUGCCUUCCAAUCCAUAACUCAAACAGGACUUCCUGUCGAGGCCAUGAAAGGUAUCCAACUAGGAGAUGCAAUGACAUCUUUAUCCAGUCUGAUGAUGUUUAGAAAGAUUCAAAAUAUAAAAAGUCCUACAGAAGCUUUAAAAAAAUAUGUUAGUGUCAAAAGUAAAGAUAAGCAUACCGUUGGGGUCUCUUCCAAUAAUAAUAAUGUUUCCAACCAUAACAACAUCAAUGGGAUUCAGCAACAUACAAGAAGUAUAGGUUCAUAUAUCCAACAGAAAUUUAAAUCAGAAGGUAAAAAACGUAAAAAGAACCCAGAACCAAAUAUUAAUUCGACUAAUUACGUCAACAUGACCGCGAGAUAUGGAAAUACAUCUAUAGGAUCCCAGAAACUAUCAAGUGUAUCUCAGAAGUCAAGUCCAAAGAGGAGACGGACAAGCGGGAUCUCUCCAUACUCUACGUUGAACCUAAAUCUGUCAGAAGAGAGUGAUAUUACAGCAUUGAUGGACGGGGAGCCAACUAAUGAUAAUGUAAAGAAAACUUGA